Caenorhabditis briggsae is the source of this 243-nucleotide messenger RNA. RefSeq names its product Protein CBR-INS-10 (gene Cbr-ins-10). The record is from RefSeq and is a predicted model, not a curated record. The transcript has 2 exons. Lineage: Eukaryota; Metazoa; Nematoda; Chromadorea; Rhabditida; Rhabditidae. The coding region runs from base 1 to 243 and encodes 80 amino acids.
AUGCCAAGUCUCCAGAAGACUAUCGCCGUCGUCGUGCUUCUCUUCUGCCUACUCCUGGCUUCUGAAGCAAUGCUUCCCGUUGAAAUUUGUCUGAAAAAAUUGGAAAGAAUGUGUCGGAUUUUGAGCAACACUGAGCAAUGUCAACCGUCCAACAAGAUCAGUGAGCUGACGGCCCUCUCCGAUUGCUGCACCGACACUUGCUCUUUCGAGGAGAUCAAACUCGCGUGCUGCUCUGUACUGUAA